UGGCAGACGAUGGCAAAAUUCGUUACGGUGUGAAAGUCGUACUGUUCACUCGAGUUCGUUAAUGGACUCGCAAGUGAUUGUUUGAUUGCGAGACGACGAACGAAGAGAAAAAAUCGCAUUCCCAAGAAUCUGUCUCAUUCCGCCAUCAUAACUCGAUCUAAUUCGUCUGUUCGCUAUCGCACAACAUUGUAUAACCUUUGCAAAGAUGUCUCAUGAUCACCAUAUAAUGGACAGUACAGGAAACGCGUCUCACGGUAUGCACAUGGCUCAUCAUAUAAACCGUGGUAGUAUGGAUGACGGCAAUAUGAACCACGGAGGUAUGGAUCAUGGGAGCAUCGGAGGUAUGCAUCACGGUAUCGAGACUUCGACGGACAGCAUGUGCAGCGGCAUGGGCAUGCACGGUAUGUCGAUGACGUUCCACACCGGCUACUGUGAGGUGGUGUUAUUCGAAAAUUGGAAGAUUUCAUCGAUAGGCGGUCUCGUCGGUUCGAUGAUUGGUAUCGCUAUUAUGGCUGCGCUUUAUGAGGGCUUAAAAUAUUACCGGGAAUAUCUCUUCUGGAAGACGUACAACGCCCUGCAAUAUAGAAGCGUUACGGUACCCAGUGAGAAGAAUGUGGUAGCCGAGGACAACCGGGUCGUUCAUAUGGUUGGCGAAGUAAUCCACAAACAACCGCCGACUAUGAUGUCCUGGAUGCAUCUGUUUCAAACAUUUCUGCACAUUAUACAAAUCGUCCUGUCUUACUUUUUGAUGCUAAUCUUCAUGACUUAUAAUGUCUGGCUGUGCUGUGCCGUGGUAUCGGGGGCCGCCGUUGGUUACUUCUUAUUUGGUUGGAAGAAAUCAGUGAUCGUAGAUGUUACGGAACAUUGUCAUUAACAUUUAGUAAAUUUCUCUGGUUUACUCCUUUUAAAAUGUAUUUGCGCACAAGUACGACUGCAAUUUGGCGAAAAUGCAAAAAAAAAUAAGAAGAGGACGGAAAGUAAACAAUUACAUUGUCUUCUGCGAGAAACGACGUAUUAUAGAGAAUUAAUGUUCUCUAAAUUCAUGACACACAGUGAAUACAUAAAUGCAGCAAACAGGCAAGAACUAUUUAUUCUAUAUGUAUA
Molecule: messenger RNA, 1104 nt
Organism: Trachymyrmex septentrionalis
Lineage: Eukaryota; Metazoa; Arthropoda; Insecta; Hymenoptera; Formicidae
Gene: Ctr1A
Product: high affinity copper uptake protein 1
Exons: 5
Coding region: 206-874 (222 amino acids)
Biological process (GO): copper ion transmembrane transport
Cellular component (GO): membrane
Molecular function (GO): copper ion transmembrane transporter activity
Source: RefSeq, a predicted model, not a curated record